Messenger RNA from Physcomitrium patens, 1127 nucleotides. RefSeq lists its product as uncharacterized. The record is from RefSeq and is a predicted model, not a curated record. Gene Ontology annotation, molecular function: 2 iron, 2 sulfur cluster binding; iron ion binding; 4 iron, 4 sulfur cluster binding. Gene Ontology annotation, cellular component: mitochondrion. Lineage: Eukaryota; Viridiplantae; Streptophyta; Bryopsida; Funariales; Funariaceae. Gene Ontology annotation, biological process: iron-sulfur cluster assembly.
UGAUUCAGCGAAGUGACAUUGCGGCAUGUGCCGAGUGUAUGUUGGCCAUGGUAGUUGCAUGCCCUCCGCGAUGGGUCGCCACGCUCAGGUGUUCAAGCUGUUCUUCAUUUCGCCGCUCUGUCGUCGCCAAUUGGCACCCUUGCGAAUCCUCUCUUCUUCUCCACACGGCAUAUAUUCUUUAUUAAGCGAUUCUCCUCGUUGCUCUUGCGAACACCAAAAAUGGUUACGCGCAUUUUCAUGUGGGCAGAACGUGAGGCAAUUAGGUUUAAAUCACAGGUCAGAGUUAGAGUCUUGUAAGGAUUUGAGGGAUGGAAUGCAAGAGGGAGAUGCGAGGACGGCAUCAUUGAACGAGGGAGGAUUACGACCACCUUCGUCAACUGCAUCUGAGGAUCCGAAGCUUGAUCGGGAGGUUGCAGAGGAGAUUUCUUUGACGGAUAAUUGCGUCCGGAGGAUACGGGAAAUUAAGCUUGAAGAUGGGCCAACGGGAGAGAACAAAAUGCUACGGUUGAGCGUAGAAGGAGGUGGAUGCUCCGGUUUUCUCUACAAUUUUGCUCUCGACGACAAGGAUUUUUGAAAGGGAUGGAUCCAAGCUUGUAGUAGACGACAUUUCGCUCGGUUUUAUCAAAGGUGCCACUGUGGACUUCACCGACGAACUAAUCCGAUCGUCUUUUGCAGUCACCAUCAAUCCCGAUGCAGCAUCUGCAUGUGGUUGCGGAGCCUCAUUCAAUGCAAAGUGAAGCAAAUUAAUGCUGCAACUUAGCUUUCCUUGAAGGAGUAUUAUAUUUGUUCAUUGUUUUUGGACUGUUCUCGAUUCACUGAGUUGAAUCGCUGCACAGUGGACAUGACUCCAGCCCAGUGAGGAGCUUGGAGGUCCAGCCGCGGAAUGACACUCAGUAUAGCUAGUGAAUGUGAUCUGGAGUUUGCAGGUCCCUUCACUGAUCACCACAAUUGCAGUGAAUGACUUAAUCGAACAGAAGAAAAAUAUGUACCAUUCUUUCAUACACUUCUCCGUGAAAUGAAAGAACACCGUUGCAGACAAUUAUCACAGUAUGAGGGAAAAUAUCCAAUGUUUUAGGUGUUUGUGUUAAAGGUUGUGGAGUUUUGGAAUGCAAAUAACUUUUUGGGUC